UUCUGGGAAAAGAGUUAUAUCCGCCAUCUUGGCUUGAUCUAACUAGCACAACUGUUAGGUCGUAAGGCUUUGAGUAAAUUAAAGAUAUUGUGAGGGGAGUUUCAGAUUACGGUGACUAUCAAACAUUGCCUGUUGUGCAAGGAAUUAUCAUAACUGUUCAUAGACGUUUUGUUUUGCAUUGUUUCGGGGUUAGCGGUGUGUUAAGCAUAUCCACCGGCGGCCAUGGGGCGAUCCAGAAGCCGCAGUUCGUCCCGUUCCAAACACUCGAAAAGCAGCAAACACAGCAAAAGACGCAGUCGCUCCAGGUCGAGGUCCCGAGACACCGAGCGCAGCAAGAAACGUUCCAGAUCCCGGGAGUCUAAGAGGAACCGGAGACGUGAAUCUCGCUCCAGGUCUCGAUCAACAACAGCCUCAACCCGUAGGGAGAGACCAGCUUCGCCUCCAGAGAGGAUAGACAUCUUCGGACGAACGCUUAGCAAACGAAGCGCAAUCGACGAGAAGCAACGCAAAGAGGAAGAGGAGAAGAAAGCCGAGAUGGAGAGACAGAGGAAGAUCCGUCAGCAGGAGAUCGAGGAGCGCGUGAUCGAGGAGCGGACGGCGCGGCGCGUGGAGGAGCUGGUGGCGAGGAGGGUGGAGGAGGAGCUGGAGAAGCGGCGCGAGGAGAUCGAGCAGGAGGUGCUGCGGCGUGUGGAGGAGGCCAAGGCUCUGAUGGAGCAGCAGCUGCUGCAGGAGCUACAGAGACAGAGGCAGGCCGAGCUGUCUGCCCAGCGCGCAAGAGAGGAGGAAGAGAAGGCCAAGCGAGCAGAACUGGAGAAAAUUCUAGAAGAGAACAAUCGCAAGAUGGCUGAAGCUCAAGCCAAACUGGCGGAGGAGCAGCUCCGUAUCGUGGAGGAGCAGAGUAAGAUCCACGUGGAGCGAGUGAAGCUGGAGCAGGAGAGGCAGCGGCAGCAGAAGGAGGAGCAGAAGAUGAUCCUGGGCAAGGGCAAGAGCCGCCCCAAACUCUCCUUCUCCCUCAAGGCCACCGAAUGACCUCCCUCCUCCUCCCCCCUCGCACCACCUCCCUCCUCCCGGGAUCCUGGGCAAGAGCCGCCCCCAAACUCUCCUUCUCCCUCAAGGCCACCGAAUGCCACCUCCCC
Messenger RNA from Alosa alosa (allis shad), 1136 nucleotides. RefSeq names its product arginine and glutamate-rich protein 1-B. Gene Ontology annotation, cellular component: nucleoplasm; mitochondrion. The record is from RefSeq and is a predicted model, not a curated record. Bases 223 to 1029 code for a protein of 268 amino acids. The transcript is spliced from 4 exons. Lineage: Eukaryota; Metazoa; Chordata; Actinopteri; Clupeiformes; Clupeidae. Gene Ontology annotation, molecular function: cadherin binding.